Seriola aureovittata is the source of this 2430-nucleotide messenger RNA. RefSeq names its product ADP-ribosylation factor 2b (gene arf2b). Lineage: Eukaryota; Metazoa; Chordata; Actinopteri; Carangiformes; Carangidae. The coding region runs from base 141 to 686 and encodes 181 amino acids. Gene Ontology annotation, molecular function: GTPase activity; GTP binding. Gene Ontology annotation, biological process: vesicle-mediated transport; intracellular protein transport. The record is from RefSeq and is a predicted model, not a curated record. The transcript has 5 exons. Gene Ontology annotation, cellular component: plasma membrane; cytoplasm.
UUCCUCGGUGAUUGGAGCCGGUUUGAUAGUGGGAAGUGCCCGUACGCCGGUGUCUCCCUGGUUGCGCAAGACGCCAUUUUGGAGUGACAGUGAAAGAUAACGGAAAGAUCGAGAAGCUGUCUUUCUAAAGCUUCGUCACCAUGGGGAAUGUAUUUGCAAGCUUAUUCAAGGGCCUGUUUGGCAAAAAAGAGAUGAGGAUUCUCAUGGUCGGGCUCGAUGCUGCUGGAAAAACAACCAUCCUAUAUAAACUGAAGCUUGGAGAGAUAGUCACCACCAUUCCCACCAUUGGUUUUAAUGUUGAAACUGUAGAAUACAAGAACAUCAGCUUCACAGUGUGGGAUGUGGGCGGUCAGGACAAAAUCAGGCCGCUGUGGCGCCACUACUUUCAGAACACUCAAGGGCUUAUCUUUGUGGUGGACAGCAACGACAGGGAGAGAGUGAACGAGGCGAGGGAGGAGUUGUCCAGAAUGCUUGCUGAGGAUGAACUCAGAGAUGCUGUGCUGCUCGUUUUUGCAAAUAAACAGGAUCUUCCCAACGCUAUGAACGCUGCAGAGAUCACAGACAAGUUGGGUUUGCACGCCCUCCGCCAGCGCAGCUGGUACAUCCAGGCCACCUGCGCCACCAGCGGGGAUGGCUUGUACGAGGGCCUGGACUGGCUCUCCAACCAGCUGAAGAACCAGAAAUGAUCCAUUCCACCAGUUUUGAUUUUUGUUUGUUGUUUAUUUUUUCUGUUUCAACACAGCGGCAGCACCGGAUCCAGGCCCCUUCGCUCCCAUCUAACCCACCUUUCAGCCCCAGCUCUUUCUUUCAAGAACUUCCUUCAUUCCCUCCCUCCUGCUUUCUCCCCUCGUCAGUGGGGCUCUAGCCUGUGCUGCUUGUGUGUGUGUGUGUGGGCGUGCGUGCGUGCGUGCGCGUGUGUGUGUACCUUGUGUGUUCAGCGAGUGUGUGUGGGUGUGAAGGCGUCUCUGUGUAUGUUGGCUGGGAUUGGGAGUAACCCUGGCGUGCCUUUUACACACCUCCUGUGGAAUCAGCAGUCUGGUUUUCAAGCCCCUUUCUCCAUCCACCAAACUCAGCCUCUGCCCCACUCAGCCUACCCCCACUCUCAGUCUUGCACGGCCCCCUUCUCCCCACCCUUACUCUCCAGAGGAAGCAUGGUUUUCAUACGGCAAAGAAAGAGCAAGGGUGCAAGCUCUCCUCCCCCCUCCCUGUAGUAUAUAUCUAUGUUAACUAGAAAUGUUCACCCAAGGUAGACUGAAUGCUAGAUGUUCAUUUUAACCUCUUUUGAUUUUGAAACCUCAACCCACCAGUAAGAGAUUCAGUAAAUUGCAUCUUAACCUGUAUCAGGUCGAAGCAAAUCAAAAAACAGAAAAAGUAAAAAAAAAAAAAAAAAAAAAAAUGAAUAAACGCCCAUCCUCGAUCAUUCUGGUGUCAAUUGAAAAUCAUGCUGUUUGUUUUAUUAUUAUUAUAUUGGAAUAUAACAGAUUAUUCUUAACAAUGGUUCUCCAAUGAACACUACCUUCCCCCCCCCCACUAAGUGAGACCGUGAAGCACAAGGCAAGCCAACAAUCUUAAAAAUUAAAUCUACUUUAAAAUUAGAAUCUGCGAGUAUAUGCAAUUCUUGUCUUCAGAUAUUUUUGGUAGCUGUCAUUGAAUUCCUCGGAUUGAAUUGAGAUGACCUUGAGUGUAAUGAAUCAUUCUGACAGUGUUCCUACUUAAUGUAGGUCAAUACAAGGUGUUGGGCAUUUCACAAACUUCAGCCGGUUAACUGAGACAGGUGUCCUGAUACAUUCACAAGCUUCACAUGUUAUUCCUUAAAGAGAUGUUACAUGUGUUUUUUUUUUUCUGUAACUAGUUUUAGCAUUUCUAUUUGUACUAUGACUGCUGAACCAAAUGCAUUUGAGCAGUAUGACAAAUCCUGUAUAUGAAAGUAGUGUAUCCUCGAGGGCCUAAACUGCGUAUGAUUUUGACAGAUGAGGUUUUUCUCACCAACGGUUGACAGUUUUACUUUGAAACCUGAAAGCAUCCAGCUGUCUAAUGUUCCUAGUUGGGAUGAAGGAUUGGCACCAAAUAUGAAGGCUCUUUAACUGUGAACGGUCCAGACGUGAAGAAAGGAAACCUAGUUCGAAUGUCUGGGUGUUUACAGGCUACUACUUCUUAUUAUAGCGCUGCAUACUUCAUGACUAAAAGACCAACACAACAAGUACUCUGUCAGUAGCUCGUCAGUGGGCUGGAAGGACUUGGUGGUAGACCUGUUAAGGGGAAUGGGUGUGCAGUUAGCUGGCCGUGAGAUUCAGCAGGCGUCCUCAGUGUUGAACCAUGGGGGUUAAGCUGGCACUUCUGUCAAGAAUGAUUGUAAAUCUGUAAGUUCCCCUGUAAACUGUUUCUGUGGGGAUUUCCUGAACACAUUAAUAAACAUGAUUUGAUCCAACA